CCAAACAAAAUCAACCUCAUCACAUCUAUUCUUGCUUUCUUUCAAUUCGAGCUCACAAAAAUGUCGACCCACCAUGCCAAGACGGAUUCCGAGGAUACCAGCCUGGCCCCUUCCUCGCCGAACCGGGCGGUCUACUACGUCCAGAGCCCGUCCCGAGACUCCCACGACGGCGAGAAGACCACCAACUCCUUCCACUCCACCCCCAUCCUCAGCCCCGCCGGCUCUCCCGGCCGCCACUCCCGCAACUCCUCCUCCACCAGAUUCUCCGGCUCACUCAAACCCGGCUCCCAGAAGUCUACCAACGGCUCCCGCCACCACCACCACAUUAAGACGGAGAAGCAGUGGAAGGAAUUCGGCGCCAUUGAAGAAGAGGGACUCCUUGAUGAUAGCAGUCGCCGGACCGGCCUCCCGCGCCGCUGCUACUUCCCGGCGUUCGUCGUCGGGUUCUUCCUCCUCUUCGGCUUCUUCUCUUUGAUCCUGUGGGGAGUUAGUCGCAAUCAGAAACCUCUACUUACCAUGAAGAGCAUCUCUUUCGAUCAAUUUGUGAUUCAAGCCGGAAUGGACCACUCCGGCGUCGCGACGGAGAUGGUGUCGAUGAACUGCACCGUCAAGUUUGUGUUCCGUAACGAAGGAACGUUUUUCGGGACCCACGUAACGUCUACGCCGUUAGAUCUCUCAUAUUCCGAGCUCACCGUCGCUACAGGAACGAUUAACCAGUUCUAUCAAUCGAGAAAGAGCCAGAGGACGGUAACGGUGACGUUAAGAGGGAACGGGAUUCCGUUAUACGGCGGCGGUGCUGACCUGACGAGCAAUGACGGAAAGCCGACGGUGCCGGUGCCGUUGACGUUGAGAUUUAAGGUGAGAGCAAGGGCUUAUGUGUUGGGCCAGCUGGUGAAGCCCAAGUUUUAUAGAAGGGUCCAGUGCUCGGUUGUUUUGGAUCCAAAGAAGAUGAAUGUGCCCAUUAAGCUCAAGAAAAGCUCUUGUAGUUAUUCAUAAUGAGUCACGUUUGAUAUUUUGUUAUGUACCAUAAAUAGGGGUGUGCACGGGUCGGGUUCGGGCGGGUCGGGUUUGCAAACCCUAAACCCGUUCGGGUUUUUUAAUUUAAAUACUAGGCCCGACCCUUUGAUAUUUCAAAUCGGGUAUUUCGGAUAUUUUUAAGUCGGAUAUUAUCGGAUAUCGGGUCGGGUUUCGGAUAUUUCGGUUAUAUUAAAAAAAAUUAUUAUUGGAUAAUUAAAGUGUUUAAAUGCCACUUUGACAAAAA
Cuscuta epithymum is the source of this 1261-nucleotide messenger RNA. Lineage: Eukaryota; Viridiplantae; Streptophyta; Magnoliopsida; Solanales; Convolvulaceae. The record is from the annotation of a GenBank genome assembly.